Molecule: messenger RNA, 1374 nt
Organism: Armigeres subalbatus
Lineage: Eukaryota; Metazoa; Arthropoda; Insecta; Diptera; Culicidae
Gene: Smyd5
Product: histone-lysine N-trimethyltransferase SMYD5
Exons: 3
Coding region: 124-1332 (402 amino acids)
Biological process (GO): negative regulation of gene expression, epigenetic
Molecular function (GO): histone H4K20 methyltransferase activity; protein binding
Source: RefSeq, a predicted model, not a curated record
UGUUUUAUGGGGAUGUGUCAUUGGUGAACACAAAAAAAAAUAAACAACUUUCGGCUUCCAUUUCUAAAAAGCACGUGAAGAAGGGCGAGAAAGUGCUUCUUGAUUUGCGGAUUUCAGUUUUUUAUGGAGGACUUGAAUUCCGAUAGCCCUGAGAAGAUGUCUGUCGUGGAAGUGCGAACCACUUCUCAAAAAGGGCGAGGACUGUACGCCACAGCACCGAUUAAAGAGGGAACCGUCAUGCUCGAGGAGAUUCCCUUGGUAUCAGCGCAGUUUUUAUGGAACUAUACCUACGGUUAUUUGGCCUGCGAGUACUGUCUGAAGCCACUGGAAACGGCAGAAACCAAUGUUAGGCGGCUUACAAACGACUACGGUAUAAGCCUGCCGUACGCGGAAUGCUGUCCUAUACAGGAACAACUCGGUGGCCAUAGUAAAUGUCCGGAUUGUAGGGAAGUUUAUUGCAGUGAUGAUUGUUUGCAGACUGCCGUCAAACUGUACCACGGGGCGCUGUGUCUGGGAGCUGAAAAGGGCAACUUGCAGCAUCCUGUUAAUGUACUUGUUGAGUUUUGGAAGAAAAUGCACUAUCCUCCAGAAACGUCCAGUAUUCAGUUGGUGAUAAAAAUCAUCGGCAUGUUUAAACAGAGCAACAAUAUCACAGGCUUGCGUGCGAAAUUUGAUGACUUCGUCAGUCAGACAAUGAACGAAGAUUUAAUGAUUUUCCAUAAAAUGCUGGGCGAGAAUUUCAGCCAGCAAAUUGACGAGCUGUAUGAGCUAAUUAGAAGAGCUUUUGAUCCGAGUACAGAUGAUCGCUUGCAAUGGCUUACAAUGAGCGGAUUCCGAUCAUUGUUGGCCUUAAUAGGCACCAAUGGUCAGGGUAUCGGAACAAGCUCGUUUGCAGAUUGGGUACGCAACGUCUCAGAGCUGGACUUGCCAGACAAUCAACGUGAAUCCGUGGACGUACUGAUCGACAAUCUGUACAACAAAUUGGACGAGGUGGUAGGAACCUUCUUGAACAACGAAGGUUCAGCCUUGUAUAGUUACCAGAGCAAGGUAAAUCAUAGUUGCGCGCCGAACGCUGAGUGCCGGUUUCCGCGUUCCAACAACGUGCUGGCUUUGACGGCCACUAAAGACAUCAAGGUAGGUGAGGAGAUAUGUAUUUCUUAUUUGGAUGAAUGUGCGCUGGAACGUUCGCGUCAUUCGCGGCAGAAAAUGCUCAGCGAGAACUAUUUGUUUCAAUGUCAGUGCGAAAAAUGCGAAACGCAAGUUAACGAUCCGGACGAAACUUCGGAUGAUGAGGAAGACGACGACGAUGUGAUGGACAGUGAUUCUGAUUAAUGUUGGAUUGGUAAAAAUAUAUUAUCAUUUACCGAAAAUCAA